Acyrthosiphon pisum (pea aphid) is the source of this 1583-nucleotide messenger RNA. Its product is annotated as palmitoyltransferase ZDHHC3. The transcript has 6 exons. Lineage: Eukaryota; Metazoa; Arthropoda; Insecta; Hemiptera; Aphididae. Gene Ontology annotation, molecular function: palmitoyltransferase activity. Bases 341 to 1207 code for a protein of 288 amino acids. The record is from RefSeq and is a predicted model, not a curated record.
AUAAAGAAAGAUGAUAAAAAAAGGCAUCCAAAUUUUAAAUUUUAAAUUCUAAUAGAAGUUACAUCGUCGAUCUCCGUUGUCAUCUUGUCGAUAUAAUAAUUGUUGUCUUAGUUGUCCUCCAUAAUUUUCUCCCGAAAUCUGUACGACACGUCGUAUAUGCAGCAGUCAUCGUUUUAAUUAUUAACAAUAUUUUUAAUAAACACCACCAGCUACAUAGUCCAUAUAAGCACAGCGACGACCUGAAAUGACUGUCCAAAUAUCAUCAGUUCACAGUCUUUCACCGAUACGUGAGCGAUGAACGUCGCGUACAACCCUCCAGGCGGCACAAAAAACGACUGCGAUGGAUGAUAAUGAUCAAGUGAUUUUUUACCCAAACCAAGGAGUAGACCCGCACAACCGAUGCUGUGGUGGUUCCAUGUGGUGUAUUCAGGACAUAUGUGGUAUUAUUUGUGCGAUAUUUACGUGGCUGUUGAUACUGUAUGCUGAGUUUGUAGUGACUUUCGUCACACUAUUACCAUGUCCGUAUCCCAUUUUUCAGUGUGUCAACAUGGUGAUAUUUCAAAUCUUUGCCUUCCUUGCGAUGGCUUCUCAUCUGCGCACAAUGUUCACAGAUCCGGGUGCAGUGCCAAAAGGAAACGCUACAAAAGAAAUGAUACAUCAUUUAGGUUUACGUGAGGGUCAAGUGAUAUAUAAGUGUCAAAAAUGCUGUUGUAUUAAACCUUCAAGAGCCCAUCACUGUUCUGUUUGCCAAAGAUGUAUUAGAAAAAUGGACCAUCAUUGUCCAUGGGUCAACAAUUGUGUUGGAGAGAAAAACCAAAAGUUUUUUGUAUUAUUUACGCUUUAUAUUGCUGCUAUGUCAAUGCACGCAUUAUACUUAUGUGUCAGCCAAUUUGUUUGGUGUCUACAUUCCGAAUGGAAGCAGUGUUCUUGGUAUACACCUCCUGCAACAGUAGUUUUUUUGAUAUUUUUAGGUUUUGAAGCAUUGCUUUUUGCAAUAUUCACCAUGGUAAUGUUUGCCACUCAGCUACAAGCUAUAUGCUCCGAUGAAACGGGUAUUGAACAAUUAAAAAAAGAAGAAGCUCGGUGGAUGAAAAAAUCUAAAUGGAAGAGUUUACAAGCUGUAUUUGGCAGGGUUUCUAUAACUUGGCUGUCACCUUUUUCACGGCCAGCUCCUAAGAUCAAAGUAGAUAAUUAUCUACAGGUCUAGUGAUAUGAACAGUAUUUACAUAUUUUUAAAGUAAACCACUCGUACCUAAUAAUAAUAAUUCUACACUAAAAUAAUCUUGUUAUUUUAAAAUAAAUUUAUAAUACUUUAAAUUUAAAAAUGAUGACUGUAUCAAAUAUAAGACAAUGAUUCUUUUAUUAAGAGAGGAUCUAAUUAAUAAUUUUAAUUUUUUUAUGAACUUAAAUUGCUAUUUUAUUAUUGUUAAAUCCUUGCUAUAAUACAGUCAGUAAUUGGUUAAUUUGUUACUUUAUAGUUUAUGUACUUUUAUUUGAAUUACUAUAUUUUGCUGCUUUUUCUUACUAUUUGUUUACCAUUAUUAAUAUUGACGAACAAUACAUUAAUACUAGUUUUAAAUACA